AUGGAAAGAAAUUCGAUGAAACCGUGUUCGUCGGCUGGUAAUUGGUGUCGUUCGGAAUUCGAAACUUCCAGAACAGAUUUAGAAUGGAACGUUCAUUUACCAUGUCUAGAAACUACUACGCAGUGGAUGGAACCUUUGGACUCGACUUUAUUUUCAGCCAAAUCAACUCCCGAUCGCCUAUGGAAAAUGCAACUCACCGAUAUGGCGACAGACUUGAAAAUCCAGCUGUUCCUCACAACUCCCGGUGUCGCAUAUUACUACAGCGCCAAGCUCGUCGAUCCGGUUCGAGUGAAAAUUGCGAUCCUGAAUAAGAAACGACAAAAGAUUCUACAGACGGUGCAGGCUCUACCCAGACACAGCGGCGGUUCAUUCAUUAUGAUGUUUCCCAAAGCCAAAAUCAUAGAAAACGAGUGCCAGCAAUUGGACGGAAGUUUCACCUUUUACUCUGAAAUCGAAUCUUACGUGAAGAUAGAACCUGUUUCAGGCAAAGCCAAUGACGAUCGAGACCAGCAGCCGAUGAGAAACAGCGACAAGUUGAUUGACCAACAAGAAAAAUUGUUUGAAAACAUGAAGUACGCCGACGUGACGAUUAAAACAGGUGGCCGUGAAUUUCUGGCGCACAAGGCCAUUUUGGCGUCAAGAAGUCAAGUGUUUGACGCCAUGUUUCAGCAUUCGACAAAGGAGAAACUGUCCAAUCAGGUGGAAAUUGAAGACAUCCAUCCGGAUGUGUUUGGCCAACUCCUCCGCUUCAUCUACACUGGCCGCCUGUCUUUGACAACGAUGGAAGCGAUGGCUGUGGGACUUUAUGCCGCGGCGGAUAAAUAUUUCUUGGAUCAGUUGAAAGCCGAGUGCGAGGAUCAUCUGAUUCGGCGGAUGUCUCCUGAAAAUUGCAUCCAGUUGUUGUUGGAUGCCGAUCGGCAACCUCCACCGGAGCAUUUGAUUGCCAAUGCCAUCGAAUACUUUCGACUUCACCAAAGUCAAGUGAUGGCGACCGACACCUGGAAAAACACCAAACAAGAGAAUCCAGUCAAGUUGUGCGACAUUCAGGAAAUGCUGCACCACCUACCGAUUGCUACAGGCACCAGCAGAUCCAACGAGGAAAAAACAUCAAAUCCUGCGAUAAGAAAAACGGGACGAAGACGGUGA
This is a messenger RNA of Daphnia pulex (common water flea), 1146 nucleotides long. RefSeq names its product speckle-type POZ protein-like. Gene Ontology annotation, molecular function: ubiquitin protein ligase binding. Gene Ontology annotation, biological process: proteasome-mediated ubiquitin-dependent protein catabolic process; regulation of proteolysis. Gene Ontology annotation, cellular component: nucleus; cytoplasm. The transcript has a single exon. The record is from RefSeq and is a predicted model, not a curated record. Bases 1 to 1146 code for a protein of 381 amino acids. Lineage: Eukaryota; Metazoa; Arthropoda; Branchiopoda; Diplostraca; Daphniidae.